Molecule: messenger RNA, 720 nt
Organism: Guyanagaster necrorhizus
Lineage: Eukaryota; Fungi; Basidiomycota; Agaricomycetes; Agaricales; Physalacriaceae
Product: histone H3
Exons: 4
Coding region: 128-541 (137 amino acids)
Cellular component (GO): nucleosome
Molecular function (GO): structural constituent of chromatin; protein heterodimerization activity; DNA binding
Source: RefSeq, a predicted model, not a curated record
UGAAUGGCCGUGACGAACACGUGAUUAGACGCAUCCGUGUUGUAUAAAACGCGUGGAUCAUUCGCCACCAAACUUAUCUCUUCAACCACCAUCUUUUUCAUCACCCACCGCCUCCACCCUGAUCGCAAUGGCUCGCACGAAGCAAACUGCCCGCAAGUCUACUGGAGGAAAGGCACCUCGCAAGCAACUAGCUGCGAAAUCUGCAGCACGCAAGACCUCUGCCAUUACUGGAGGCGUUAAGAAGCCCCAUCGUUUCCGCCCUGGAACUGUUGCUCUUCGUGAAAUCAGGAGAUACCAAAAGUCCACAGAACUACUCAUCCGCAAGUUGCCCUUCCAGCGAUUGGUACGUGAAAUUGCUCAGGAUUUCAAGACUGACCUUCGCUUCCAAUCCUCCGCAGUCAUGGCACUUCAGGAGGCUGCUGAGGCAUACCUUGUGUCCUUGUUUGAGGAUACCAAUCUGGCCGCAAUUCAUGCCAAGCGUGUCACCAUUCAACCUAAAGAUCUUGCUCUCGCCCGCAGGCUGAGGGGGGAGAGGUCAUAACUUGAAACCACAUACUCAGCUUCUACCCUGCACGUAUUUAAAUCUUUAUUUUACUUGUAUCGGAUCACGAGCUCUACCUUUUGGAUGUAUUUGACGGUGAUAACACAUGCGAUUCUGAAAACUACUUUGCUGUUACAUAUAUAAUGCCUUCUGAGUACGUUUGCGUCUGCAAGGACGCG